CCUGUAUGAAUCAAUCUGUGGAAUUCGUGGGAGGCAACCGCAGCAAGAACCCAAGCGUGAACCUUGGUCCUUGGAUGCUCCACUGCGUCGAAAUCGUGGAAAGGAAUCUAGGGCUUCCCGCCUUCGAUCCCGAUCCGAUCUUUCUUCCCUCUCUACUCUAACCAGACCGUGCUUGGACCCUAUAAUCCGUCUUAAUUAUCAUAUUCUCUUGUUUUUUCCUAUAUGAUUGACAUCUAUUAUUGCCAAUCUCCUAUAUAUAGUCUCUUGGUCUCGAUAUAAUUGCCGAAAAUGCACGAAAUGUCACACAUGGGCCCUCGGGCCUUCAAUCAUGAACAGAGCGGCGAUGCCGAAGCAGAAUAUGAUCGCCUCCGCGACCUAGCGAGACAAGAGGCCUCGAAGCGCGGCUCGUGUUUUCAACGGUCUCAAGAAGCGUACAGCAAUGGCGACGGCGCAGGGGCCAAAGAACUGUCGGAACAGGGCAAAGCCCACGGUCGCAAAAUGGAGGAAUACAACCGCCAGGCAUCCGAGUUCAUUUUCCGCGAGAACAACGCCAAUGGGCGCGUCGAGCCUGAUACCAUCGAUCUGCACGGUCAAUUCGUGGAGGAGGCCGAGGAGAUCCUGGAAGAGCGCAUUAAAUAUGCGCGGCAGCACGGCCAGAACCAUCUUCAUGUAAUCGUCGGAAAAGGUAAUCACUCCGCGCACCAUGUGCAGAAGAUCAAGCCCCGCGUCGAACAAGUCUGUCGCGAACUCGGCCUCCAGUACUCCACCGAGGAGAAUGCCGGACGGAUCUACGUCAAUCUCACCGGCGGACCGGCUGAUAUGCCCUCCUCCGGUGGUUAUCCUUCGCAACACCAGUACCCCGGACAACAGCACCAGCAGCCGCAUCACCAGCAACCACAACACGAGCAGCAACAGCAGCAGCAGCAGGACCCUGUGGAACAGGUGGUCAACGCCGUUCUUCCGCGCGUCAUGCGCAAGCUGGAGAAGGCUUGCUGUGUGGUUAUGUAGGAAAGCGCAUGGUACAAUCGAUACAUAUUGGCUAUAAUAUUUUGGAUGACAUGGAAUAUUGGUGGAUGACGGUACUGUCUUAUUUUUCCUGGAGUAUGAAUGGAUUAUUCAUGCGAAUUUUGGAUCAUUAUACCCAGGGGCGCUUGGUUUCUUUUUCUGGGGUUCAACAAAAGAGCUUACAUACCUCUUAUAUACUAAACUUUUACGCCUGCCGGAUGGAAAUUACGGGUUACGGUUAGAG
Messenger RNA from Aspergillus steynii IBT 23096, 1249 nucleotides. RefSeq names its product Smr domain-containing protein. Lineage: Eukaryota; Fungi; Ascomycota; Eurotiomycetes; Eurotiales; Aspergillaceae. The record is from RefSeq and is a predicted model, not a curated record. Bases 298 to 1008 code for a protein of 236 amino acids. The transcript has 4 exons.